Molecule: messenger RNA, 5470 nt
Organism: Ostrinia nubilalis (European corn borer)
Lineage: Eukaryota; Metazoa; Arthropoda; Insecta; Lepidoptera; Crambidae
Gene: sky
Product: GTPase-activating protein skywalker
Exons: 13
Coding region: 650-2419 (589 amino acids)
Biological process (GO): response to oxidative stress
Cellular component (GO): nucleus
Source: RefSeq, a predicted model, not a curated record
AGUCUAUGGUCUUCCUGUUGGACGACGACAGGCAACGAGCUCGCGUUCUCACAAAUCGCUGAUUGGAUUUCGUGCGAUUUUGAUUGACGGACGGGAUUUUUAUAAAAAAGCGAAAACUUUUACAUCGGUAAAAUAUUUUCUUCAUUAAUGAAAAUUACGUGUUGUAAAAUAACUACUUUCACCGGAUACAUCGAUAAUUAGAUUACGAAGAAGGGGGCUUGUAAAAUUACCCCACAAAUUCGAAAUUUCUGAUACAAUGUCCCCGUGUGUAUGGUCAGUUACCGAUAUAUUUGUGUGAUGUACUGUGCUCGUUUAAGUGACAAAGCAAAAGCGUCGGCUCCCAUUCGAGACUAUUAUCCUAUUCGUGAUUACGUUGGGCCGGGAACGGGCCAGCGGGCUUAGUUGCCGCGGGGACUCCAAAGCGGCAAAUACGGAGGCGCAGAUCCUGCACCGCAUCAUUUAUCGUCAGGAUUGCGAUUUGAAGAUGGUGCAGCAGGAUUUGACUUAGGUGUGGGCCGCUGUCGUAUGGACAAGCGAUUAGGAAUGGCUCGAGGCGGCUCCGUGUGAGCUGUGGACACUGACGGACAGUGUAGUGUUGUGUGGUGUCUAGUCACAGUGAGUGCGUGUGUUGAGUGACGGUGGAGCCGGGAUGCCCUCCGCAAUGUUGUCGGCAGUGCUUGAAGAGGAACCCGACCUGUAUGAGGCGUUCCCACCUCAUGUUGACCCCACUGGCAUCACCAUUCUCACUGAUAGCCCACCAGGCAAGAAAGCGCCCCUCAAGACCUUCGAAGAGAUACAACCCCUGAUCCAGCAAGCCCGCAAGCGCGAACUCAAGAUACUCAUCAGAGAGAACUCCUGGCCCAUCAACAGCCCCGUGCGCGCCGCUCUCUGGCCCGCGCUGUGCAGGCAGCACCAACAUGGAAAGUCUAUGCUCGACGGAUUCUACUGGGACAUGGUUACACAGGUUUUCGGCACAGUGGAGCUGCCCGACAAGCCGAUCAUGCUGCCUCCGUUCGUGGAGGCGACCCACUGCCUCGGGUACCACCUGACCCGCAAGGGGCGUGCGGUGGCCGACCGCGUGGUGUCCGUGCUGGGCUAUGCGUGUCCCGACAUCACGUACAGCCCCAGCUUGUACCCGAUCACCGCCGCGCUCCUGCACUUCAUGCCUGAGGAGGAGUGCUACCACUGCAUGGCCAGCCUGGUCGCGUCCAAGGAGAAGAUGUUCAUCACGCAGACGAAGCUGCUCAACGAGGUCACGUGGAAGACGGUGAUGCAGAUCGCCAAGAAACAUGCCAAGUCGGCGGCACAGCACCUGUCACGACUGUCGGGGGCGAUCGGUCCCGAGCGCAUCUACGCCGACUGGCAGUGGUGGAUCCUGGCUGCGCUGCCCUUCCCGCACCUCGUACGCGUCCUAGACUGCUUCUUCCACGAGGGCAUCAAGGUGUUCUACAGGGUGGCAUUAGCGAUACUGAUCCUCUUCAACAAGCACUCGACGAACCAGAACUCGGAGUGGUACGCGGAGGCGACCAAGAACGGCGUCGACCACGCCAUCGACAAGUUCUGCAGGAACAUGCCAGCGUCUCCCACCAAGCUGUUGAGGACGGCUUUCAGCAUCAGAGCUCUAAGUUCACAGUACAUAUCCAGGGUGUUCAUUAAGACCGAGAUGACCCUCAAGUCGAAGCAAGUGAUCACCGGCUCCCGGCUCGUCCGAUCCAGGUCGUCUGAUAACCUUCCCACCAGCCAGUCGCAGGUCAACAUCCAGAUGAUGUCGCACACACUCACGAUACGAGAGGGCUCACAUUCGCCGGGCCCGCGCGCCCUGUCGAUGGGCGUAUAUCCUAUCCAAGCGCUCAAGUCCCAGAUACUUGACCAAAGUGAACUGUUCACUCUUUGGUCGUGGCUCCCGGUUCGCAUCACGAUGUAUCAGCCAGUGCUGCUGUAUACCACUGAAGAGCACGGCUGUUCGCUGACUACCUUCUACGUGCGUGUGGAACAUCAUGAGCCCACGCUGCUGAUGAUCAAGACUUGCAACAACGAGGUGUUCGGAGCAUAUUGUUCGACGCGGUGGUUCGAACGAAACCAGAAAGACGAGCGCGGCAACCGGCAGGCCUACUUCGGGACCGGCGAGACAUUCCUGUUCAGCCUUUACCCGGAGCGCGCGAAAUAUCCAUGGGUGGGCGUCGCCGCUCCAGACAGUAAGGGCGAAGACACCCGCUUAUCCCACGGCUCCGAACUCUUCAUGGCGGCUGAUUCCAAGAUGAUCACCAUCGGCGGCGGUGACGGGCAAGCGAUCUGGAUGGACGAGAACAUAAGGUUCGGCAAGACUGACCGCUGCUCCACCUUCAACAACCCGCCUCUGUGCCCCAGCGGUGACUUCGAGAUACGAGUGUUGGAGGUAUACGGUUUCUCCGGCGCAUGAGCGUCCACGGAGUGAUAUAAUCUCGAUAUCAACGUGAUUUGAGUGCCACAUCCCUACGGUUGACACCCAUGUGCUUUUUUUAAAAGGCAUUUGCAGUGGAACACCUCCGAUUAAGCCAAAUUUGAAAUCAAUGUGUUCAUUUCUUAUUGCUUUACUGUUUUCUCAAAGAAUUCUAAUCGGAAGACUUUUGUACUUUAUUUAUUGUACCUGGCAACACGAUGUUAGGGAUUAUCUAUGGUUUUACAUAGACGAAGUAUCCCUGUUGCAGAGUUUUGAUUAUAAUUUACAAUGAUGUAAAAUUUACUGAGGAAAUAAGUUCAGAAAUAUGCAAAGAAUACAUUAUUUUGAAUUUUGUUUUUAAACACGAUUAUGGUAUUGACAGUAUUUUCAGUUGAAAAGCCUUUAUUAGGAAAGCAGAUGGGUGAAAAUCGUUUGUAAUCGGGAUGUUGUACUGUUACUUUUGUUACAUGGUGUCAUAUCCCCGAGUGUGAUAAUGUUGUGAUCGGGGCCGCUGCGCGAGCCGGUCGAGACUCCGGAAUAUUCGCCGCCAUUUUCGCGACCUAUCCAAUCCGUGAACAUCGAAAUAAUCAUAUUGUAUUUUUACGAAAUAAACAAAAAAACGCACUCUCCAAGUGUCUUUCUACUUAGCCGAUGCAAUAUUUUUGUUGCAAACUCAUGUAAUUGUAUACUCUCGCGAAAAUUACGUAUGACAGUGAAAACUUUAUUCGAUGUAUUGAUAGUCCCUUGCCGUUAACAGACUGUGUAGUUGUAUUCCUAUAUUUAUUCUACGAAUCGUAAAUCUCUGUGUGUGGCCCCGUAGCUAUCCUAUCGAUGUGAACAUAGCUGUCCUUUUAAGACAACGAAGACGGGGAAAGUAGGUUGUUUCGAUGUAUAUUUACUCGUGUUUAGAUGUCUGAGUGUAAGUACAAAUUGAGUGUAUCGUACCUACUCUUGAUGGAUUUAAUACGCUUAUAUGAAAGCAAUAUGUAUCUGUGGGGCCUAGCCGUGCGGUGAAGUUGUUUCGCCGGCGUCGUGUGAACAUUCCAGUGACUCGGGCCUGCCCGACGCACUCGGUCGCCGCGAAACAUCCAUUACAACCUCUGUUCGUCUCGUUUGGACUCAGAAGGCUGGCGGGUGCGGGCAUAGACUACGCCAUAGACAAUGCGCCUUGUUUCUUUCCGAAAAAAACAAAACGCAUUCAAAAUGGAACAACCAAUAUUGGCACUGUUAAUUGGUCCAAACGUCAGUAUUUCGGUAUCAUAUGAAAUAUCAUUGUCGCUUUUAGAUAUAUAAAUGUAAUAAUAUACUCAAACUGUAAUCACUUGUCGUUGCUCACAAAAAUAUACCAAAGAAAUUAAUUGUAGAGAGCCUUGCUUUUCUGUUCGUAUGUUCGAUCGUUAAGGUUUAUAUCACCGUCGCAUGUUUUGUAUAAGAACUAGAACGCACACGUUUUUUAUCCAUAUUUGUCGAACAUAUCUAACAGGGAGGCAAAUGGGGGUUAUUGGGGAGUCAUUUUUUGUCCAAUAUUUUUAUUUCUUUCCAAAAUAGUUGCUCUUUUAAAGUUUAUUUUUGUCGAUACCUUCACGCCACUUAAUAUCAUUAAUCCGAACAGUCACUCAAAUGUUUAGUGACAAAAUCGAGGUAUUUGACAUGAAUAAACUUUAAAAGUAGGUAAUCGAUUGACUGAUUGACUUUCUUCAUUAAUCCCCUCUAAAAAGGCGGCUGCACACGUACGGUAAACUGGUGUAUUUUCUACGUUUACUCAACGCAAUUAUUAGAACUUAUAUCAACCGAUUGUCGCCCAGAUAAGUCAACGUAGCUGAACCUUAGUAGCCUGCGUGCGCGCCGUCUUUGUAAUAUGUCGGUGAUUAUAACACUGCCAUUUGCAGUUCAUAGUAUUAUUUAACGCGUAUUCGAAGGUUAUGUGCCAAAAUUGGACCUAUAUUAUUGGAUAUAAAUUGGUUGGUAUGGCCUGUCUAAAGUAUUGCAAUUUCAUUUUUUUAUAACUUUUAAUUUUAAAUUUAAUUUUACGUACACGCACAUUGUGUAUUAUUAAUUUACAUCAAAAAUUUGACGAAGCGGUAGUGGAUGAAUUUUUUUGAGGAUUAUGAUUGGCUAUUUAUGUAUAGAAUGGCAAAACGAGUGUUAUGUAAUUUAGGCGUUCGCAAUGCAAAUUAUCGAUACAAAGUCACAACUUUUACAAGAUACAUAUCCCUGUUGGUACAAAGGGGUCGACCUGCGUUCAUAUCACCCGCGGCUUAUUCUGCCUACUUUUAUUAUUAUUUUGUUUUGUAAAUAUUUGAGUUAGGUCGCUGCGCGCUGCAUCGCGCCGUCGCGUCGGUCCAGUGCGCAUCGACGUUUGAAUGUAGUGAAAAUGGGAUUUGUCAUGGUACUACAAACAAUAUGUUUAUCAAAAGCCUAAGACUUGUUUUAAAUUCAGAUAAUUUAUGUAAUUUAUUGAGUAGGUAACAUGUAAUAUUUUAUGUACGUUAACUAGCGUCUUUGUGCGGGCGGAGGGAAGACUAUCGCCCGAUGCGUUAAUUGACUAUUAUGUAUUAUUAAGGCGGUUGUGUUUGCCAACCGCGUGUGACGUGGCAUCGGCGUUCGUUAGCUUAGUUCCGUCCGCCGUCCGCAGAGCGGCGCCACUCGCGAUAUGUUGCUGUUAGCCAAUUCGUCGUUGAUCAGUGUAAAGUCUAGUCUUUAUCCUGUUUUUUUAUCUCUAACGAUAUAAUUAUAUCUAAAUAUUUACGAAUCGAUAUUUAAAAUAAAAUGUGCGAUUUAGUUCCGCUCAAGGAACAAGUAGGCUCGUGGUUAGUUAGUGUAUAAGUACAUUUAAUGUAAAAUAAUACAGUUAUUAAUCUCCAUUCUCCCUUUCAGUAUUUGUGGUGUAUGUUUUUUUAUGUGAGAGCAUAUGGAGCGCGAGCUUUGUUUUGUUACAGUGUACUGUUACAUUCGAGUAGGUUUAGGCCGCCGCAGUGGCGGUGCAACUCGUUUAUGGUAAUGUAAAUGUUGCUUUAUAAUGUCUACAAAAUAUAUAAUCCUGUAUACAAA